Frankliniella occidentalis (western flower thrips) is the source of this 648-nucleotide messenger RNA. RefSeq names its product gustatory receptor for sugar taste 64a-like. Gene Ontology annotation, molecular function: taste receptor activity. Bases 190 to 639 code for a protein of 149 amino acids. The transcript is spliced from 4 exons. Lineage: Eukaryota; Metazoa; Arthropoda; Insecta; Thysanoptera; Thripidae. Gene Ontology annotation, biological process: sensory perception of chemical stimulus; detection of chemical stimulus involved in sensory perception of taste. The record is from RefSeq and is a predicted model, not a curated record. Gene Ontology annotation, cellular component: membrane.
GACUUCUCUCUGUCCGCAGCCAGGCUCGGCUUCCACAUCUUGUCGACGGUCGAACUGCUCCUGUACGUUCGGCUGGCUCGCCGGUGGCGGCCCUUCGUGCUGUGCUUCCUGCGGGUGGAGCGGCGCCAGGGCGAGGACGCGCUCUCUCCGCGCCUCCGCCUGCAGGCCAAGGUCGUCACCGGCGUCCUCAUGUCCUUCGCACUGGGGGAGCUGCUUCUCCAGGUUACGACGUUCGCGCUGCCCAAGCAGGCCAGAGACUACCCCUCGUUCUCGGCCCUCCUCCAGGCGCACUACGAGGCUCUGUACGACAAUAUGGCACAGGCGUUGCCCUACAGCGUCCCGUCGCUGCUGCUGGCCGAGUUCACCACCGCCGCCACCAACUUCGUGCUCAACUACAACGACGUUUUCGUCAUCAUUGUGAGCAUUGCCAUCGUUCGCCGCUUCAAGAUUAUACGUGGCCAGCUCGGCAGGGCCACUACGCAGGAUGACGCGUUUGACUGGAAGCACGCCAGGGAGUCUUUCAACGACCUGAGCCAGCUGACUCGUGAGGUGGACAACACUCUGAGUUCACUGGUCCUCCUCUCCUGCCUCAACAACUUCUUUUCCAUUUGCAUCCAGCUUCAGCACACUGUGAGGUAAAUCUGCUUU